Molecule: messenger RNA, 624 nt
Organism: Penicillium malachiteum
Lineage: Eukaryota; Fungi; Ascomycota; Eurotiomycetes; Eurotiales; Aspergillaceae
Product: SNARE domain protein
Exons: 2
Coding region: 1-624 (207 amino acids)
Biological process (GO): vesicle fusion; intracellular protein transport; Golgi to vacuole transport
Cellular component (GO): SNARE complex; membrane; endomembrane system
Molecular function (GO): SNAP receptor activity; SNARE binding
Source: RefSeq, a predicted model, not a curated record
AUGGAGCACUCAGACCCCUUCCUCCAAGUCCAGUCGGACGUCAUAUCAACACUCCAAGCUAGUCGACCACUCUUCUCCUCCUACCUUCGCAUCCGCUCCUUAACCAAGAACCCCGAUAACCCCGAGCUAAAGCAAUCCCGCUCCGAGCUCGAAACAACAAUAACAGAACUAAGCACCGACCUCGAUGACCUAGUCGAGAGUGUCCGUGCCAUCGAACAAGACCCCUACCGCUUUGGUCUCGAACUAGACGAGGUACAACGACGUCGGAAGCUAGUCGAUGAUGUCGGGGCCGAAGUCGAGAAAAUGCGACAGGAGUUGCAAGCGACGGUGUCACAUGCGCCUGCUCCGGAGUUACCGAAUCCGACGGAGUUCGAUGCGGCCUUAGAUGAAGAGGAGAAUCGGGGUGAUGAUUACUAUGCUUCCUUGGAGCAGCAGAGACAAACCGAGCUCAUGCAUGAGCAGGAUGAGCAGUUGGAUGGGGUUUUUAGAACAGUGGGGAAUUUGAGACAGCAGGCGAAUGAUAUGGGGAGGGAGUUGGAGGAUCAGGCUAUCAUGAUUGAUGAGGUUGAUACUUUGGCUGAUCGGGUUGGGGGGGAAGUUGACGAAUGGGAUGGCACGUAUUAG